AUGGUCGACGCCAUGUCCCUGACACAACCUAAUGAAGGGGAGCUUAUAAAGGCCCUGCGAACUCCUCAUAAUAGAAAAAUCACUGCUUUGCAUGUAGCAGCUGUCAUGGGCAAUGCCAGAAUGUGUCGCAUCAUUGCUUGGGUGGAGCCUACCUUAGUGGAUGAUCGUAACGCUGACGGCGAGACGCCUCUCUUCUUGGCCGCCCUCCAUGGCAGGAAACAAGCUUUUCUUUCACUUCAUUACAUCCGAAACCCUCCUGCCGCUAAUCCCUACUAUGUUAACUGUAGAAGGAACAAUGGAGACACUAUCCUUCACUGCGCAAUCAAUGGUGACCACUUUGGUUUACCUGUUGAGAAGCUUAAGGCAGAACAUUAUCUUGUAAGAGAACCCGAUUACAGUGAUAUCCGUCCUCAUUGUUUUGCCCACUUCAAAACAUUGUGGAGCGUUUGUGGGCUGAAAAAAAAGCGGGCACAGUUGAAGAUAUAUCGAAAAAAGGAGACCCAUACAUGGUGUGUUCAAGUAUUCGAACGUCUUCUUCAUUUUGCUUCCUUGUAUGACGACAAGAAUGACGGGGAGAACCCUAAUGAAGUUUAUAUGACCCCUGCCACGUCAUUGGAAUUUCCAGAAAGAUCCGUCCGGGACGUCGACGAACCGCGACGUCCUAAAAAGAGGAGAAAGGAGACUCUUUUGUUAAUGGCUGCAAAGGAUGGAGUGCUGGAAAUGAUAGAGAAAAUUUUGGAGUUGAAUCCAGGUGCUAUUCACUUUCAGAGUAGAACGUUUAGUAUUGUGGCUAACAUUCACGAGGUGAAUGAAGAUAAGAAGAACAUAGUGUUAUUAGCAGCAGAACACAGGCAACCUCACGUGUAUGAGUUCUUGCUGAAGGAGAAUGUUUAUAAAGAAAGCCUAUUCCGUCAGGUGGAUAAGGAUGGAAACACUGCAUUGCACUUGGUGGCCACACUUGGUGACUACAUGCCCUGGCUCAUUACUGGGGAAGCUCUUCAAAUGCAGUGGGAACUCAAGUGGUACGAGUUUGUCAAAUAUUCAAUGCCAGCUGGUUUUAUAUGUCCAUACAACAAUAACCACAAAACCGUAAAAGAAAUCUUCACCGAUACUCACAAAGGCCUCGUCAAAAGCGGUGGCGAGUGGUUAAGAAAAACCUUAGAAUCCUGCUCAGUUGUGGCAGCACUAAUUGCUACAGUGGCCUUCGCCACGGCAACCACCGUUCCCGUUGGCGUCGAUCAAGAGUCCGGCUAUCCGACUCUGGAAACUGAGAUAGUGUUCAAAGUGUUUGCCGCUUCAUCACUCAUAGCCCUGUGCUGCUCCGUCAUGGCUGUGUUGACAUUCCUAUCAUUACUUACUUCUCGAUUUCAAGAGCAAGAUUUUCAUAAAGACCUGCCCAUGAAGUUACUCCUAGGUUUAACAUUGCUGCUCAUGUCGAUUGCUUCCAUGAUGGUGUCAUUCUGUGCUGGACAUUUCUUCGUGCUCAAACAUCAACUUCACCAUGCUGCGUUUGCUUUAUAUGCCGCAACUUGCAUCUCUGUCAUCUUUUAUGUGUUGGCGCAGUUUCCGCUCUACUUUGAUUAUUAA
Messenger RNA from Neltuma alba, 1587 nucleotides. RefSeq lists its product as uncharacterized. Bases 1 to 1587 code for a protein of 528 amino acids. Gene Ontology annotation, cellular component: membrane. NCBI's taxonomy places the organism in Eukaryota, Viridiplantae, Streptophyta, Magnoliopsida, Fabales, Fabaceae. The transcript is spliced from 6 exons. The record is from RefSeq and is a predicted model, not a curated record.